Molecule: messenger RNA, 616 nt
Organism: Trichoplusia ni (cabbage looper)
Lineage: Eukaryota; Metazoa; Arthropoda; Insecta; Lepidoptera; Noctuidae
Exons: 2
Coding region: 200-577 (125 amino acids)
Source: RefSeq, a predicted model, not a curated record
ACAGAUGGAUAAAAAGAAUUAAAUGUCAUCAAGUCACAACAAUCAAGUAAACAUGUCGAAACCAAUGACGUUUCUAAAUUAAAAUUAUUUAAAUUGCAAUAGUGUUUCAUCACACUUAACAUGUGGUCUAUCAAACUAAAGAGCUACAAAAUGUGACGGCAGCAUCCACAAUAUUAAAUAUCAAGACUUCCUCACAACCAUGUCAAAGUAUCAUAUUGAAUGCAAAAAGUCUCCUAUUUGCACUAAUCCAUCAAAACAAAAGGUCUCUUCUUCCGCCAAUGCAGCUUGUGCAGCUCCUAAAAAGACUCAGUUAGACCCAGACCUCCUGGGCAGAAUUUCGAAUGCACCAUGUAGUUGUCAAGUGGUAGCACGGGCAGUUCGUGAUGACGUACCACAUUACAUCGGCUUAUCUAAUCGCCGAGCGUCAAUUGAAGCGAUGGCUAGCGCCCCAUCAGAACUUAGCUGCCAUGAGUGUGACCCUAAAGAAGACAAAAACAAGCCAGCAUCCAAAAGCAAACUCUUAUCCCAGAGCAAGAUCAAGUCCCAAAGCACGAACAAGUCCGUAGAAAAAAAAUAAUCUAAAAGACCACCAAACCAAUAAAAACUGCCCUUUCCA